AUGAAAUUUAGCAUACACUUCUUUCUAUUUUGCAUUUACUUUAACUUUGUCAAGUGUGACAGUGCUGAAUUCAGUUUAUCUUUAGUGAGAACUGGUGCAUCUUAUAACGGUGACCAAAUAUAUGUUUCUGAUGACACACUAGUAAUCAAUUUUGAAGAUAACUCUUCAGGAACUGAGUUUAAAGGUGUAGUUACUGAUCUCGGUUAUAUCAAAUUAGCUGACGGUUCUUAUAUAUAUAUUGAUGAAAAUAAGAAUUUAAGAACUACAACUGACAGUAAUGAAGCUACCACUAAUUUUUCUGUAAGAAGUGGUUAUUUAGCAUAUAAUAAUGAUGCCUCAUUCUAUGUUUUGCCAGUAGAUGAUUCCUAUGUAUUUAAAGUCGGUUACACUACUGAUUCCUCAUUCGAUAGUGUACUAGCUAAGUGUAGUGAUUCUAAUGGGAACACGAUAUCUAGUUUUGAACCAAAUCCCGCCUCCGUUCAAGUUAUUAUCUCUACUGCCACAAACAGUGCUGUUGCACCAAAUGUCUACGUCACCGUAUCCGGUUCCACUACCUCUGUCACUUCAGCUAUAAUGAGUUCGAUAAAUUCCAUGACGUCUGUUUCCGGUUCUAGUUCUAAGUCAGCUGAAUUCAGUAUGAUGACCAUCAGAUCUGGUUCCCAAUUCCAAUAUAACGGUGUUUAUAUUAACAGUACCGAUAACACGUUACGUGUUAGUGCAUCUUCCGCAGCAGCUGGUAGAGAACUAACUCAAUUCUCUGGUCAUAUUACAGGCGAAGGGUACAUCAGAUGUUUCAACGGUGGUUAUAUGAGUGUAGGCAAUGAUAAAACACUAAAAUGUACGGAUGAGACAAAUUCAGUGAUCGUUGGAUUUUCUGUCAGUGGAGGUCACUUACAAUACAACUCGGAAGAUAGUUUCUUCGCUAAUACCACUGGCACUGCUAACUAUUUGAAACUUGGAUAUGCAGAUGGUUCCGAGAAUUUAGGUCUUGUGAUCAGGGCUGUUGACACGUCUGGCGUUGUCAUUGCUGAUUUUUCAGGCAGUGAUUCAAGUAAAGGCACUAGUAGACAAAUGAGCAGCACUGAAGCUGUAAGCACUCACACUAACCCUAAGUCCAGUGCCAGUGUGUCCUCUGCGGGAAUCAAAACCCCAUCUGUAACCUCCAGUUUCGCACUCCCAACUGCCAUCUUAAUCGAUACGUCAUUCCUGGCCAAUGAACCCUUUACCAAUGGUUCUUUCGGCAGCAAAUCGCCAUCACUCUCUCCUAGCAUGAAACCUAGUACAUCAGUGACGAGCACUACAUCAGUGGGAAGGAGUACAUUAGUGACAUCAAGCACACGCCAGUCUUCUUCUCCAACACCGGUUUCUAGCAGAACUGCAUCCAACGACGCCAUACCUAGUGUCGCUUCUCUAAGAAUAAUGGCCCAGAUAAUCCCAUUUGCAGUUGCUAAUCUCCUAUUCCUGUGA
Tetrapisispora phaffii CBS 4417 is the source of this 1467-nucleotide messenger RNA. RefSeq lists its product as uncharacterized. The record is from RefSeq and is a predicted model, not a curated record. The transcript has a single exon. The coding region runs from base 1 to 1467 and encodes 488 amino acids. NCBI's taxonomy places the organism in Eukaryota, Fungi, Ascomycota, Saccharomycetes, Saccharomycetales, Saccharomycetaceae.